AUGGGCAAAGACUUGACAUGUCUUUGGCGUUCUUCAUCAUCUCUUGGUAUAGGUGAAUUAACACGGUUUCGCAUAAAAUUCAAUCUCGCUAAACUCUUAUCGCCCCCUACCACCGUUGAGCCAUUUCCGCUAAUAAUCGAAGUAAAGAACUCCACCCCCCUUAUAUACCGUGGUGCUCUUCUCACAGGACCAUACAACAUUUCAGCAUGCAUUCUCGAGACUCGUAAUGUAUGUGCCUGUCUACAAUUAAAGCCUGUUCUUGCAUGUGGAGAGAUAUGGAGAGCUGCACUUGAUAUACCCAAGGAGGGUGUUGGUGAUUGGACUGCGGAUAUCUUUAGCGAAGUGAUUUUUUCCCCGAAUAAAGUUGGAUAUGAAAUCAGCGUACUUGCUGAAUUACCCGAAGGCCAUUACAACCUUAGAUCCGACAACGAAGUAAUAAGUGAGAAUGGAACUACUGUAUCAUAUACUCCUGGAAUUGAGUACGAAAUGUGGAAAACGGAAGAUAUCUUUCGAUUACCGGAUUUGAGUAACAGAAAAAUUGGUGAAGAAGUACAUUUAGUUGUUUUAACACAUGGACUCAAUGGUACUGCCUUGGAUAAAAAGUAUCUAAAGGAGCGAUUAGAAGACAAGUACAACAACCAAACUGGAACUCGAGUAGUUCCAUAUGUUGCCGACGUGAAUCAUGCUUCAACGUGGGAUGGGAUAGAAAUAUGCGCUAGAAGAAUUGCCGACAAAGUAUUGAAAAUAGCCGGGUGGCCAUGGAAUGUUAACAGUACUGACAUUGAUAAAGAAGAAGAGACAUCUACUGGACCAUACAUAUCUAAAAUCUCCUUGACCGGCCAUUCUCUUGGCGGUUUAAUCAAUGUAUGCCUUGCCGGUUAUCUGAAUAGCCUAACAAAGGGUGAAUUUUACCGUAGCAUACAAGCGGUCAAUUUCAUUACAGUAGCAACACCAUGGCUUGGAUCAACGGAACAACCUUGGUAUAUCAAAGCAGGAAUGCAUGUAGGAGCAGUCGGACAAACAGGUAAAGAUCUCUUGGCAGUUCAGCGAACACGAUCAGAACAAGCGCAAGCACGUGGGGCUGCCGAAGAGAAUACACUGGAGGAAGAACCUCUAUUGUUAGCCCUUGCCCAUCCGUCUUCACCAUCUCAUCAGGCUCUUGUCAAGUUUCAACACAGAACAAUCUAUGCUAAUAUUGUCAACGACGUAUCAGUAUCGUUCAGAACGGCAUCGCUCUACUUUAUUGAUUUUGACCCUACUUCUUAUGUAAAGGUGCGUCCUGUCAAUCUCUUGGAUCACCUGCAACAUAUCCACAAUACACUCAACCCACGAGUCCCUCCUAUCGAGACUUUUACGAACCAACGUUCUGCAGUCAAUCCUAUUCUCCAUGACAAGUUAUAUACGCCCGAUGGAAUACCUCCGCCUGCAGAUGAAUGUGCAAUGCCAAUCGAGGAGCGUAUUGCUCGUCUAUGGCACAAAGAUUUAACUUGGCGAAAAGUGGUUGUUCGCCUGGAAGGUGAGGCACAUUUAAGCGUUAUCGUGAGACGAGAAUGGCUAAACAAAGAAGGAAAACAGGUGAUCGAACAUUUAUUAAAUGAGCAUGAAUUCUAA
Messenger RNA from Paraglomus brasilianum, 1611 nucleotides. Lineage: Eukaryota; Fungi; Glomeromycota; Glomeromycetes; Paraglomerales; Paraglomeraceae. The record is from the annotation of a GenBank genome assembly.